This is a messenger RNA of Drosophila pseudoobscura, 938 nucleotides long. It is a transcript of the gene Cpr49Ae, whose product is annotated as Cuticular protein 49Ae. Gene Ontology annotation, molecular function: structural constituent of chitin-based larval cuticle. The transcript has 3 exons. The coding region runs from base 111 to 515 and encodes 134 amino acids. Gene Ontology annotation, cellular component: chitin-based extracellular matrix. NCBI's taxonomy places the organism in Eukaryota, Metazoa, Arthropoda, Insecta, Diptera, Drosophilidae. The record is from RefSeq and is a predicted model, not a curated record.
CAUUGGGUAUCAUUAAAUAGAAAACGUUUGUUCAAUUAACAACUCCAGUGCUAGGCCCAAGCCGAAAGGAUAAUUCUGCCUUUGGAUUACAAUAUUGUGUGUGGAACAACAUGAAAAAUUUCGUUUUGUGCCUGGUCGCCACGGCGCUGAUGUGCCUGGUUGAGGCGGCACCGCAGCGGGCCGAGGAGCCCAUUGCGAUCAUCAGCCAGGAGUCCAACAUCGAACCAGAUGGUUCCUACAAUUAUGCCUAUGAGACGGCCAACGGGAUCAAGGCCGAAGAAACGGGCACCCUGAAGAAGGCUACCUCCCCGGACAGCAGCGACGUGAUUAUCGCCAGGGGCUCUGUCUCCUACACCUCGCCGGAAGGAAAUCUGAUUACCCUGAACUACUCGGCCGAUGAUGAGAACGGUUUCCAGCCACAGGGCGAUCAUUUGCCGACUCCGCCACCAAUCCCGCCAGCGAUCCAGAAGGCCCUCGACUAUCUUCUGAGUCUGCCGCCAGCCAAGCGCCGUUAAGGCGCUUCCUCUGGAUGACUCCUUCCAGUCCGACCCAUGCCAACAUUCUGACCCUGAUAUACUCUACGGUCGAUGUGAUGCUGCUCUGUUGCUGUUACCACAAUAUGCUCGUACACCCCAUUAUCUGCUCUCCCCCCACUAUCUAGACAAUCACACAAGGGCUGAAGCCUCCCCAGGAGGUUGUUAGUGGAUUUGACUGAAGAACACAAUCUCAAACGGAAUUGAGGGACAUGACACGAAACACACACACACACAACCAAUACAUUGACUCUAUUACUUCAUUUUGUCUGCUAUCUUGCUUUCUUCCACUUUCACUUUGACACGAAUUUCUUCAGAUCUUUUAGUCGCCGGAACUUUGCCAUUUUCGGACUCAUGUGAUAUCGUCGAUUUAUCAAUGAAAUGAAAGAAAAUGUAAAAAAAAAA